GUUUUUAAGCAUGAAAAUAAUCAUGACUACUGAUCUAGAAGUAUGAUCCGUAUUAAUGACCAAAUGUUACUUUGAUCUAUUGAUACAAUUAUGACCGUACAAUACUAGUCGAUCCAAACCAUAAUUUUGUUAGCUGUUAUACCGGUCAAUGAGAUCUGAGAACAUAGAAUGGAAGUGGAUGAUAUUGUUGUUGUACAGGCUGGAAGAUGGAUCUUGUAUAGCACUGGUGAAUGGGAGUUCAAGAUGGAUUCUUAUCGGCAGGGGAGGGCGUUGAGUUUGAUGGGUUUAAAAACUUUCAGGGAUUUGGAGCUUAAAGUGAGGCAACUGUACAGAAUGGAGAGGAGCUCGAUAUCAACUGAGCUUAGCUACAUGUUUGAGGACAAUUUAGCACUGUUAGCUGGUGUUCAGCCGGGCCCGACAAUGAUUCGGUGUGAUCGGCAGUUUCGAAGCUUUAAAUCUUUAAGCAUUCAUGAUAAAUCUGUGAACCUGUUCGUGUGUUUUAGAGAAGGCGAUGGAGUCAAAGUUGGGCCUACUCCUGAAGCUCGAAGGAUCGGGAGUUGUUUUGCUAAGGGUUUAGAACUAGGAGAUUCAUCUGCAGGUAUCGUAGAGGCUGUAGGUAAUUCAAGAGCGACAGAGGAAGUUGGAUACUUUUCUGGACUUUUAUCUGCAGUUCAAGACAAUAACACUGUUUAUCCUCCAGUUCAAGGCAAUAACUCUCAGUUAGCAAUCGCACAGAGUUCAGAUGUUAUUGACAGCUCCGGUGGGUGGGACAUAAGUGAUGAAAUCCUGUUAGCUGCCGUUGAAGCAGUGGAGAAGUCGUCUAAAACAGAUUUGGUUGCUUUCACAGGGCUAACCACAUCUGUAGCAGUGGAAGAUGGAAUGGAGAGCAGUGGAGAUGAAGAGUGUUCCGAAAACUCCGAUGAUUCUUAUACUUACAGUGGAGGUAGUGAAUCAGAAGAUGAUGAUUACGAUUACGAGAACAACACGGUAGGUAGGCUUGAAGCUGGAAGAGAAAUUGUGGGAGAUGAAGACAGUGGGGAUGAUGAUUUUGUUGAGCAACCCCCGAAAAAGAAAGUCAGACAGAAAGAAAAAGGGAAAGGAAUUGAAGAAAGGACUGACAAUCUUGCAUGUGUAGGAGGUGUUAUGACAGAGUUUCUUCACACUAUUCAGAAGGGGAUAAGCAUUGAUGAAGUUUAUGGUUAUGAGGACAUUGAGCCAAUGUUUGGAGACGAUGAUAUGGAUAGGAAAGCAGCUCAUGUUGACUUGAGCAAAGAGGAUGACAAUAUGAAGAAAAUAUCUAGAACUGUCGGAGACAUUCCAAUUGCUGUUGAAAGAGAGCUGCUGAAACGUUUCAAAGGUGGAUUGGGGAUGACAGUUUUGGCUGUUGGUAGGUGGGAUUUUGAAGUAGUCGCAAAGGAUGGAGAACAGUUCCUCGUCUCCUUGGAACAACAGACUUGCUCUUGCUUGGAGUUUCAAAAAAUUAGAAUUCCCUGUGUUCAUGCGAUGGCUGCAGCUCAUGACAGGAAUUUGGAAUUCAGAACGUUGGUUGGAGAGAUGCAUAGGCUGGAAAUGUGGUCACCAACGGUCCAAGAAUCUAUCCUCCCAGUACGCGAUCCAUCGGAGGUGGAUGUUCCUGAGGAAAUAAGAGUUUUAUGUUUAAUGCCUCCGAAAACAAAAAGACCCCCGGGGAGACCCCCAAAGCUGCGGAUACAUUCAGUUGGGGAAUAUGAGGGGAAUAAUAAGUCAAAACAGCCUAACAAGUGUGGAAGAUGUGGAGGUGUAGGUCACAAUCGGGUUACGUGUACCAACCCACUUGGUUGACGCUUUGGAAUGUAAGCAAGAUGUGUAAGGCUUUUUGGGGAGUUUGUCUUAUCAAUGGAGGAGGAUUUUGGCAGGGGUCGUUUUUUGGUAAUUUAAAAUGUAUUGUUUUCGGAAGGGGUAGACAUUCAUAUGAAAUAUGUUCGGAGACAAAUUUCAGAUAAAUGUCUCUUUUUAGG
Molecule: messenger RNA, 1997 nt
Organism: Arabidopsis arenosa
Lineage: Eukaryota; Viridiplantae; Streptophyta; Magnoliopsida; Brassicales; Brassicaceae
Source: the annotation of a GenBank genome assembly